AGGGAAGCCUCCUUUGCAGUGGAUCAACUUUGACCCCUUAGAAUUCUUGGAAGAGUUAAAGAAAAUAAACUACCAAGUGGAGAGCUGGGAAGAAAUGCUGAAUAAAGCAGAGGUUGGUCAUGGUUAUAUGGAUCGACCUUGCCUGAAUCCUGCUGAUCCUGAUUGCCCAAUCACAGCUCCCAAUAAAAAUUCUACCAAACCUCUUGAUGUAGCCCUUGUUUUGAGUGGUGGAUGCUACGGACUGUCAAGAAAAUACAUGCAUUGGCAGGAAGAGUUAAUUAUAGGUGGUACGGUCAAGAACAGUUCUGGUAAACUUGUCAGCUUUGUUGUUUGGCAUGUAUGUAUAAAACAUUGAACAGUGUUUGAAACACCAAACAACUUUGAGCAUUUUUUGAAAUACUGUCAAAGGAAAAAGGGGG
Meleagris gallopavo (turkey) is the source of this 419-nucleotide messenger RNA. Lineage: Eukaryota; Metazoa; Chordata; Aves; Galliformes; Phasianidae. The record is from RefSeq and is a predicted model, not a curated record.